AGAUAGAUAGAUAGAUAGAUAGAUAGAUAGAUAGAUAGAUAGAUAGAUGCACACUUAGGAUUUUCUCUGUAUUUUGCAGGAUGCCACACAGCGCGCGCCGGCGUGCUUGAGUUGCCAUGGUAACCUGCUCUUUUUCAGCCCGCGAGAAGCGCAAGAUGACGUCAGGUUGUCGGUGGUGACGGAGACGCGGGCGGACAGCGCGUGCUCCGGAUCCUCGUUCACUCGCGUUGACUGCGGCGGCGGCGGAGCCUCCAUCAGCAUGACUGGCGUGCUGUGGAUUACUUUCACUGCGUGUUGAAGCGGGAACGAGACGCGCCAUGGCUGAGAGGUUGGAAUGGGUGGAAAUCAUCGAGCCGCGCACCCGGGAGCGCAUGUACGCCAACCUGCUGACGGGCGAGUGUGUUUGGGACGCCCCGGCGGGCGUGCAGAUCAAGCGCAGCGGACAGGACCAGUGGUGGGAGCUUUUCGACUCCAAAACGUCCCGAUUCUACUACUACAACGCUUCUACCCAGUGCACGGUCUGGCACCGCCCACACAGCUGUGACAUCAUCCCCCUCGCCAAACUACAGACCCUCAAGCAGAACACCAACACGACUCCGCCCACUGCGACCAGUGCCUCCGCCGACAGCAGCCCCGCCCGCAGCGCCGUCAGCACCACAUCCUCGCAGGAGCAGGAGGAGAAGACGUCCACCGCCGAGGAGGGAGACAGGUUCAGAUGGGGCACUGGCACCAGAGAGCGUAUGCUCAUCAAAGUGUCGGAUCGAGAACCCAGUUUUCUGACGCAGGGAAACGGAUACUCCAGUUCUUCCCCACGCUCCAGAUGCCCGUCCAGCAACACUCCUUCCGACCCCGAAGCCACACCUCUUUCUUUGCCCGACCGCCCAUCGUCGCAGUCUCCAUUUCUGAAGAGAGCGGACUUGGGCGGCACUCAGCGGCACUGCUCGGGCGAUUCCCAGCCAUCGUCUCCCCGCUAUGCUUACGAGCCUCCUUUGUAUGAGGAACCACCCUCGGAAUACCAGUCCCCACCUAUUUAUGAGGAACCGCCCACUGACAUGCACUGCGACCAGGCCUUUUUUGGCUCCGACAGGUCUCCGGCGCGAAAACCAGGUCUUUACCACUCUCCCAAGCAAAGCCCGUCUCCUUACGGUCAACUGGUGUUGACGAGACAGCGGAGCUCUACGCCCGAGAAGACGCCCAAUCAGGGCGAUCGAGACUAUAGCUCGAGUGGGCGGGACUACAGCUCUGCGGGGCAGGACUGCAGCUCCAGUGGGCGGGAUUAUAGCUCAGGCAUGAGGGAGUACAGCUCCGGUGGGCGGGAGUAUAGCGCCGCUGGGCGGGAAUAUGUAAAGCAGCUAGUUUAUGUCGAGCAGUCUGGCUCCUCCCCUCGGUUUAGGACAACCGAGCGUCUGCUGAGCUACGGGACGACCAGUUCAAAUAGCCUGUCAGCCGGAUUUUCUUACGGCGGCUCCUUUACGCUACAGCACAGUCACGAUCUCAACGGUGGCAAUCGGAAACGUAAGAACCGGAAGCCGUCUUUGCCGGGAGGAGAGGGCGAUGGCAUGGGGUCCGGUCUCGGGGCCAUGAUCACCCAAGCCCGGUUGGCAUGGGAGGCUCAGCAGAUGUUACAUCAGCGAGGGGGUGUGUCUUCCGACCAGGGAGCGAAAGACGGGUAUGAAAGCGACGGGGCGACACCCCUGCCGCUGCCUGGUCCGGUGGUGCGGGCGUUCAGCGAAGACGAGGCUCUUGCGCUACAGGAAAGCCACUGGAAGCGCGCCACCCUGGACAGACUGGCAUUUCCUCAGACGCUGCUAGAAAAGAGUCUGUCGGUGCAAACCAGCCUGGCAUCACCUGAACCUUACCUCCAUCCCUCGCAGAUACCGGGCUGA
Sinocyclocheilus grahami is the source of this 1886-nucleotide messenger RNA. Its product is annotated as rho GTPase-activating protein 39-like. The coding region runs from base 318 to 1886 and encodes 522 amino acids. NCBI's taxonomy places the organism in Eukaryota, Metazoa, Chordata, Actinopteri, Cypriniformes, Cyprinidae. The transcript has 4 exons. The record is from RefSeq and is a predicted model, not a curated record. Gene Ontology annotation, cellular component: cytoplasm. Gene Ontology annotation, molecular function: protein binding; GTPase activator activity.